GCUCUUACAAGCACGUAUUCCUUUUUGUUUUCCGUGACCUAGUCGACUAUUAUGGCUGCUACAAAGAUACACGUCAGCAUUGCGGUCUUCAAAGGGGAUCCGGUCGACUACCAGAUAUUCCGCCACACAAUGCUAUGGUUUCGUUUCGCCGAUCAGUUGCCACCUGUCUCAAUCGACGUUAUGGGGCCACCCCAAGAGUUCCAGUUUCAAGUUAGGGAAAACUACGAUCCUUCUCAGAGCAGAGACUUUGCGAAAGAAGUAUCGGUCGGAUAUCUACGAGUAGCAAUGACAAAGCCUCAACUCGUGAACUUGAUUUCUCAGACGCCUCUAGAAAACUCCAACCCAGAGUUUAACUGCCAGGUUUGGGUUGAGGCUGCGCUCAAAAGGUUGCAAGCCCAAAAUUAUAUAUCGGAGGAUGAAUAUAGAGCGGGUGUAGAUGGAAUGGUUGAUGCCAUAAUGGAAGCACGGGAUGAGCCAUAAGCGUAUGGAUUAAUCGAGCUAAAGCUAUGGCUGUCGGUUCAUUGCAAUUGCCAGCGCCUAAGGGCCUGGUAAACGAUUAGCUCUUCGUGGUAUUGCUCUGGAAAUAUAUAUUGCGCAUAAUCUUUCCAGUCCCUAUGUUUGGCAUGACGGUCCAGGAAUUUAACAUAUUCCCAGUAUUCAGGAUACC
Messenger RNA from Aplosporella prunicola CBS 121167, 667 nucleotides. RefSeq lists its product as uncharacterized. The record is from RefSeq and is a predicted model, not a curated record. Lineage: Eukaryota; Fungi; Ascomycota; Dothideomycetes; Botryosphaeriales; Aplosporellaceae. Bases 52 to 480 code for a protein of 142 amino acids. The transcript has a single exon.